Magnolia sinica is the source of this 1033-nucleotide messenger RNA. RefSeq lists its product as uncharacterized. The coding region runs from base 412 to 831 and encodes 139 amino acids. Lineage: Eukaryota; Viridiplantae; Streptophyta; Magnoliopsida; Magnoliales; Magnoliaceae. The record is from RefSeq and is a predicted model, not a curated record. The transcript has 5 exons.
CUCCUCCCUCUCUUUAUGCAGCUGGAGAAAAAGCAGGAGAGAGAUUCUCUCCGUUCUCUCCGCUGCAAUUACUGCUCCUUUUCUUUUUCAUUUCCGAGAUCUUGAUCCGAAAAUUUUCGCGGAAUUUCAUUUCAGCGUCUUUCAUCGUAGUUUCCAGGUCGGAUUGGAGAGAUCCAGGUUCUGAAGGCAGAAAAUCGCCUUCGAUUCUCUCUAUAGUUUCGGAUUUUGGGAUAGGGGACGGUGAGAAGAUCUAGAUCUUGUUCUUUUGAGAACAUUUACUCGUAAAGUCAGGGUUUCGUGGCGAAAAUUGCUGCUGUUUUCGUACUGUGGAGGAAUAUCUGUUCGUUUCGUAAUUCAGGAAGGUGCACUGGGAGGCAGUAUUUUGGACUUCUUUUUUUCUUGCCUGUGGAUAUGAAGGACUCAAGGUGUACCAUGGAUAGCUCAGAAGGUGGAUCCAGAACAUAUGAGAAGAAUUUGGCCGAAGAAAUGAGCGAGUUGAGGAAACUGACAACAGCUGUCAUGAUGGAGAAAUGUCGCAGCAGGAAUGAAGGGGUUGUAUGCCCGAAACCAAGAAGACGACAUGUCAGACAAUGCAGAGAGCAGAACGAUCUAAAAACUGGACCAGACCUUUCGGAUAUCAUAAUUGCAAACAAGGCUUCUCCACCCUAUUAUUCAGGCUCCCCUCCAAUUCGUGCCAGCAACCCUCUUAUCCAGGAUGCCCACUUCAGCGAGCAGAGGGCGUCGAGUUCCAUACUCACCCUUUGUGCCGAAGGCUUGGACAGCAUCAACCACAAGCGCAAGACAUCGAGGGGAAUCCUGUCAAUGGCAUGAAAUCUAUAUGCAACAGGCAGCAAUUUUUGCCCCCGCCUCCCACUGUCCCAUGAGAAGAAAAGGAAAAGAAAACAAAAAAAAGGCAGGUUUGAUAGUGUACAGAGUUUCUUUCGUUCAGUCGUGCAUGCAUGUACAUAGAGGUUUGCCAUAAUACAUCCUGACAAAUUGCAAUAGUAUGCAUCCAGGCUUUAGCCAUUGGAUC